This is a messenger RNA of Ixodes scapularis (black-legged tick), 2782 nucleotides long. RefSeq lists its product as uncharacterized. The transcript is spliced from 11 exons. Bases 97 to 1470 code for a protein of 457 amino acids. The record is from RefSeq and is a predicted model, not a curated record. Gene Ontology annotation, biological process: proteolysis. Gene Ontology annotation, cellular component: lysosome. Gene Ontology annotation, molecular function: cysteine-type peptidase activity. Lineage: Eukaryota; Metazoa; Arthropoda; Arachnida; Ixodida; Ixodidae.
UCAGCGACCACCUUUCCUCAAAAACGCAGCGCGUCCCGCGUCUCUCCGCCACACAACGCCGGAGUUCAGACGGUGAACAAGAACAGCGAGGCCGAGAUGAGGCGGUUUUUCCUUCUGGCUCUUGUAGGACUCGUCGGUGCCUUAGAUCCCGACCUAGUCGGCGACUUCUGCGCCGGCCGCAGAGAUCCAUGCUGCAACGGUCGCGAGGACGACUGCUCCGUUCCCAUCCUGGGAACGCUGUGUUACUGCGACGUUUUUUGCGACCGACCGGGCAGCAGUGACUGCUGUCCCGACUACGCUAGGGUUUGCAAGGGCAUCGUGCCACCUCCCGACGAGCAUCGACAGUUGCACUGUGACGCUGACGGGGCCAGAUACAGCGCUGGUCAGAGCUUCAUGGUCAACUGCAACCGAUGCACUUGCCGCCAGGUGACGGAAUCGCAGACUCGUCUGGACUGCGAGGACAGGCCGUGCUUGGUGAGGCCCGAGCUCAUCCGACAGAUCAACACAGGCAACUUUGGAUGGACAGCCAGCAACUACUCGUUCUUCUACGGCAAGCUCCUGGAGGACGGCUUUCGAUACAGGCUUGGGACCUUUCAACCCGAGCGACCAACGGCCGAGAUGAACGAACUGCAUCUCAAGAGGCGCGAACCACUGCCGGAGGACUUCGACGCCAGGGUCAAGUGGGCAGGACUGGUGCACGGCAUCAGGGAUCAGCACGACUGCGCCGCCUCCUGGGCCUUCUCUACAACAGCGGUGGCCGCGGACCGACUGUCCAUCCAGUCCAGGGGUGUGGACAAGGUCGAGCUGUCGCCACAGGACCUGCUCUCCUGCCUCAAUGGGGGCCGCAGGGUCACGUGCCAAGGAGGCCACGUGGACAGGGGAUGGCGUUUCCUCGUCAACUAUGGCGGCGUGUCCGAGGACUGCUACCCGUACGAGAGCGGGUACAGCAACGCCAGCACAACGUGCAGGAUCGCGAGGAGGCGCGUUCCCACCGAAGACCCCAUCUGUCCCACGGGUCGCCAAGACCAGAAGUACUUCUCCACACCGCCAUACAGGGUGCCAGCAAAUGAGGAAGACAUCAUGCAAGAGAUCUAUGCCAAUGGUCCUGUUCAAGCAUUGAUGCUUGUCAAGGAGGACUUCUUCCUGUACAGCAGCGGCGUCUACAAGCACACGCGGUUGGCCCACAACCUGCCACCCGAGUACCAGAAGAGCGACUGGCACUCCGUCCGAAUUCUCGGGUGGGGUGUUGACCGAACACAGUACCGGCCUCAGAAGUACUGGCUCUGCGCCAACUCCUGGGGCAGCGGCUGGGGCGAAAAUGGCUACUUCCGCAUCGUCCGCGGCGAAGACGAAAGCCAAAUUGAGUCCUUUGUCUUGGCUGUCUGGGGACGCAGCUACGCCUCCUACUAUCGCCAGAACUACGGUGGCUACCGUGAGCAAGAGGGCUACUCCAACGAGCUACUCAGCUAACCUCCCGGAAACUUGGAGACACAUGCACGACAUCCUCGCUUUCUUGGCGGUGCAGAAACUCGUGCAGAAGCUUCACCCUUGACCGACGGCAGGAUUCAUCUCGCUGCGCCAUUAAUUUCUUGAACCAAGUAAAUCGGCGAAUUCGUCGAGCUCGGUCCGAAAUUCCCGUAAAUGUGCAGCCAGUAGACCGUGCGUUUUUGGAGACAUUAUGUCCCCCAUCUAAUCGAGCCUUGCAGGCAGUUACGCCUCACAGUGUUCCAGUCAUACUGGCUGUAUAGAUGCCCAGAGAGUGACGAGCUAGUGCCUCUGCUGCAAGACGAAAUUCGGUCACAGAAACACACGGUCCUUAAGGUGCGUUAUGCAGUGUCCAUCUACAGGACUACACACCGGUCUAAUGCCAAGAUGCCGAUUUAUGAAAUUCUGAAUAUCUAUGGUGCAAUGAAAUGAACCUUGCCGUACUUUUACCAGGACCGCAUUUGUUCGUAAAUCUCCUUAGCUCCCCUUCCCUCACAGCUUUUUGAACAAUGUUAUUAGAAGAGUUUCAUGUUAUGAGAAGCUUAGGUAAAGGAAGAGGAACUGGCUUUGCUACGCCUUGCAUUCAUAAGCAAUAUGCUGACGUCGACAUAAGAUCACCAGCCAUCUUAAUAAAACUGCCACUUUCAAUGAGCAAAGCUACUUCCGCGAAUACAGACACUGGUCGUGUGAGCACGGUCACUGCCGAAGCAUGCUUUCUUUUAGAAACGACAACUUCAAGAUGUUUUUAAGUGUCAUCUAGCAGAGCUCAGAGUUCAAAUCAAUUGAGGCGGUGUAAGUGUUGACAUACCCCCAUUUACACCUUUUUACAGGUAUGUAGACGCAUGCAUCCACAUGCAAGUUUUUUUGCUUGGGCGUGCAUUAUCAAUGCUAUGCAACCUUUACACACAGUAAUCUGAAAAUAUUGAUUAUUACCCAUAAGGCUCUCAUAAAAAGCAUUCUGCAUUAUUAUAGCUGUUCUUGCCUUUUAUAUUUUAUAGACUGCUCUUCACUGGUAUUGUUCGGGAGUGUGCAUCGGCUUAAUGUUGGUAGCUUGUCCUGUCAUUUAGCAUUUCUAUCACUCGGCUUGUUCACUUACAUGUUUGUUUCUCACCGCCCCAUCCAAUGUGCGAGGUGCUCCAACACUGCCAUUGUAAGACGGAGGCAAGUUUUUACAAAAGAUUUGUGUUUCAAUCAUUGGUCGUGGCAUACAUCUUAACUACUAGACUACUGUGACAACAAGUUACGUUGUUUUUAUCUGUGGCAUUUGUGAGCACAAAUAAAAAAGAGUUUCGCAAGA